Molecule: messenger RNA, 1098 nt
Organism: Klebsormidium nitens
Lineage: Eukaryota; Viridiplantae; Streptophyta; Klebsormidiophyceae; Klebsormidiales; Klebsormidiaceae
Source: the annotation of a GenBank genome assembly
GCCGUGUGCACACUUGUAGGAAAUUAUCAUAUACCGGUAUGUGCUUUGCAGUGUGCUUUGAAAUUGGUAGCAGCUAGAGAUGGCGCACCUUGCCUCGUGCCCGCACCCUGCUGCAAACAUUGGUGCCAGUUUGCCUGGCUCAAUUGCAGAGGCAUGGCAGCAGAAGCAGGGGGGCAGUCGCCAAUUAUGGCCUGUGCAGCAGCAGCCUGCACGUCUGCGGCGCCAGCAACCUGCUGGACGACCAGCAGGAAGAUUGUUCCAUAAUGCUGCCUUUGCUUCUGAGCAUAUUCCCUCCGUUCAAGAGUACCCUCUGCUACAGAAAAAGCAACGUGGAAUUCAGCAAAGCACAGAAUGUGAACUGGACUUGGAGCAAGCGUUCAAAGAAACAGGCCGGGCUGUAGUGGGGGCAAGCUUGGCUGCUGCGGCCCAUGAGAGCAGGGGCGUCGCGCGCAAAGUAUUGCAGGGGUUGCCAGCAGCUGCUGUCUUUUGGGCAUCAGAAGUUGCACUCGCAGCGGGAGAGAUCGAACAGCCGGUUGUCAUCGCAAACGAGGACGAGCUCCCUAACAAAAUAAUAGCUGUUCUUUUCACUUUGGGCGUCCUUGCCUUGUCAAUUCUAACUGCGGGGGUAAUAUACUUGUCGCUGACGGAGUUCAAGGAGAAAAGGGAUAUUGCAAAACAAGAGUUGCUAGAGAAGCGAGCACCUAGACGUCGAACUGAGAAGGGGGUGGAGCCUGCAAAAUCGAAGAGCAAAUCAAGCCUUGACGUCUAUGAAAAGAUCCAGAAGAGCGAAACGCCGGGGACAAAGGUUGGACCAAAACAGUAGAUAGAUAGAGCUCAAUGGCAUGACCAAAUGUGGGACUCGGCCCAUACAACAGAACACUAGUGGUUCAAUGGGCCUGUAGCUUGAUUCAAGUUGAAGACCGCAAGUGAAUACCGCAAGAUGUCCAACUCAGGAGCAAACAGCCGAGUGCCUUCACCAUACAACUUCUAGCUAUAGCGCCCUUAGCCGCCUCAGGCCACCAUGAGCAGGCCAUCUCCGGCAGAACCGCAUAUCAUGUAUAUUUAUGCACGCAUGCAAUUGACUACGAUAAAUUGCCC